Messenger RNA from Tinamus guttatus (white-throated tinamou), 1060 nucleotides. It is a transcript of the gene SUSD6, whose product is annotated as sushi domain containing 6. Lineage: Eukaryota; Metazoa; Chordata; Aves; Tinamiformes; Tinamidae. Gene Ontology annotation, biological process: DNA damage response. The record is from RefSeq and is a predicted model, not a curated record.
ACUGUCCCCAACCACCGCAGCCCGAGAAUGGAGGCUACAAGUGCCACCCAAGUCCCUGCAACGACCCCCUAGUUUCAGGCAGUGUCAUUGAGUACCUGUGUGGCGAAGGCUACAUGCUGAAGGGAGACUACAAAUAUCUGACCUGCAAGAAUGGGCAGUGGAACCCGGCUAUGGAAGUUAGCUGCAGACUCAGCCCGGAAAAGGAUUCUCCCCCGGCAAUCGGAGUACCCACACUCUCCAUAGUGGCCUCCACAGCAAGCUCCGUCGCCCUGAUUCUUCUCUUGGUUGUGCUGUUUGUUUUGCUGCAGCCCAAGCUGAAGUCAUUCCAUCACAGCAGGCGAGACCAAGGCGUGUCUGGAGAUCAGGUCUCUAUCAUGGUGGAUGGUGUCCAGGUGGCCCUGCCAUCCUACGAGGAAGCGGUGUACGGCAGCACGGGCAACUGUGUUCCGCCCUCGGAUUCCCGCGUGCAAAUCGUGCUCUCGGAGGGAGCUGGGCAGAACGGAGCCAGAGACAUGCAGCAGCAGGACCAGGGGGCUUGCAACAGCUUUGACAGAGAGGAUGAAGCCCCAGGACACUCUGGACUGUGUGAAGCCAGUGGCUCUCAACGCUCUGAGACUGUUCUCGUGCAUCAGGCCACUACCUCUUCCUGGGUAGCUGGUAUGUCUAGUAGUAGACCUAUGCAGAAAGAGGCCCAAGACUCAGAAAGCAGUGACAUACAGAGCCUUUUAUCACUCACCUCCUCGGAGGAGUACACAGACGAUAUUCCCUUAUUGAAGGAAGCAUGAGGCCUGCUGCAUUUGUGUAGCCUCCUCCUCCUCCUCCUGGGGUUCCUCGCUCUUCCCCUGCCCUCGGGACAGAAGCUCUCCGUGCAGCCUUCCCGUCCUCGCAAGCCGUGCCCUGGAUACCUCCGAGCGGAGACCCCCAGCUGCAGAUCCAAAGGACGUCGCCAGGUUGCCUGCUGGGAGCGCCAGUGGGGUUGGUGCCGUGCUGGUUUCCCAUUCCAUCCGCAGAGGGGCUCAAGGGACGUGGUGGAUUUGAGCUCUCCUCUCCUUUUCCCCUG